Molecule: messenger RNA, 4170 nt
Organism: Hippoglossus stenolepis (Pacific halibut)
Lineage: Eukaryota; Metazoa; Chordata; Actinopteri; Pleuronectiformes; Pleuronectidae
Gene: trappc12
Product: trafficking protein particle complex subunit 12
Exons: 12
Coding region: 167-2683 (838 amino acids)
Cellular component (GO): TRAPP complex; Golgi apparatus
Molecular function (GO): protein binding
Source: RefSeq, a predicted model, not a curated record
UAGCGGCACUCAUGCGACGUUGCAUACAGCGCUUAAUAGUGCGUAGAGGGCGUUAAGAAUACCAAACACCGCCGCGGCGUGAAGUUUGUCAGCUGCGAGCCACCGUACAUGUAGAUUUCCCGUGGAGCCUCUCUCGCUGUCAGUCAGCUGUACGUGUCAGUAUAAGAUGGAAAGUGGGGACGCUCCUAAUCAGCGGCCAGUCACCUUGGACAUCACCGUGGAGGAUGUCAAAACGGACGCUCCAGUCAGCCCGGAGCCAACGUCCAUCCAGACCCCCUCCAGAGACAACGUCCUGCCCCAGGAGGACAGCAUCGACCUGGGUGGUGGAGAGUUUGCCACUCCCCAGGAGGUCAGCAUUGCCACGCCGUCAGAGAGCCUGAUGGACAAGCUCAACGAGCAGAUGAUGGAGAGCGUCAUGAUUUCUGAUUCGCCCAUCAACAGUGAGGAGAAUGAUGUGGCUCCCAUCGACUCUUUUCUGGAUGGAGAGGAGGAGGAGGAGGAGGAGGAGGAGGAGGAAAGGGAGAAUGCAGGAGAGAUCUCAGGAGACAAGGAGGAACUAAGUGAAACUGGACCGAAUAUAACUACUCUUCAAGUUUCAGUGGAGGAACAGGAGGGAGGGGCUUCUGCGGAGGAAGUAGAAGAGGACACAAAAGAGCAGACAGACUCACAAGAGGAUGUUGUGGCUUUUGUUUCAUCUCAGGUUGACACACAGGAUCCACAGAUUGACCUUCAAAGUGAGGAUCCAGCACCACUGGAAGCCAGAGGGAUGAGCCCAAAACACGAGCCUCUUCCAGUGUGCACCAUAUUCAGCCACGGCACCCAGCCCAAGUCUCUGGUGCCUGAUGGCUUCCAGCCCACCCUCAUCAAGUCCCCCAGCUUUAGCAUGGGGAGUGGUGGGGGAGGUGAUGAUGCUGUGACCCCCAGCAAGUUAACAGCCCCUCUUGUAUGCCAGCCCAGCCCCAGCCUCAGUAAGUUCUUCACCGACAAUGGACAGACCAAUCCAGCUUCGGACUUCUUUGAUUCAUUUACUGCUCCCUCCGACUUCAUCUCUGUUUCCAAUCCCAAUGCAGAGAUCCCUCCGGGCGCCAGCCCUGCACCCAUAGCCCCGACACCUGAGCGCCAGCUUUCUUCCACCUCCUCAUCCAUCUCCUCUGCUGGAGGGCCCUUGGACUCUGAUACUCCCACCCUUAUCACAGUGUUUGGCCCUGUCCCUACAGAAUCAACCACUAAGUCCCAACCUCCUACACCCCAAAUAGUCCCAGCUCCAACUGCUCCAACUGCCUCAGCCCCAGCCACUCAACCACAGCCCUUCAACCAGCUCCAAGCUGUAUUCUCAGGCAAUGAUGACCCGUUUGCGACAGCGCUGAGCCUGAGUGAGGUGGAUAGGCGCCAUGAUGGCUGGCUGCCAUCUGAAGAGACCAGGAAGGUGUUGAUCUCUGUGGCCACCCAGCAGUUCAGCCCAGCCUACGUGGAGACAAGCAAACUUACCAUGCCAGGACUCAAGUUUGACAACCUGCAGGGUGACGCUGUGAAAGACCUAAUGCUUCGUUUCCUGGGAGAACAGGCGGCCAUGAAGCGUCAAGUUCUCAACUCCAACUCCGUGGAGCAGUCGUUCACAGGCCUCAAACAGCUCAUCACUAGUAAGAACUGGCGGGCUGCGGUAGAUCUGACGGGCCGGCUGCUGACAGCUCAUGGUCAGGGAUACGGGAAGGCCGGCCAGCCAACCUCCCACACCACCGACUCACUGCAGCUCUGGUUUGUGCGGCUGGCUCUUCUCACCAAGCUGAACCUCUUCCAAAAUGCUGAGCUGGAGUUUGAACCCUUUGGCAACCUUGAUCAUCCAGACCUCUACUACGAGUACUAUCCCACUGUUUACCCUGGGAGGAGAGGCUCCAUGCUGCCGUUCUCCAUGCGGCUGUUGCACGCUGAGCUUCCCCAGUACCUGGCCAAGCCCCAGGAGGCUCUGGACCGCCUGCACACUCUCAAAACCGUCUGCCUUGCCAUUCUAGAGAACUUGGAGAAAGGCUUGGCUGAGGAUGGAACUAUGAUCACCUUAACACCGGAGAACAGGCAAGCAUCACUUAAACUGUGGCAGUCUCGCCUCAGCCGGGUCAUGUACUCCAUGGCCAACUGUCUGCUGCUGAUGAAGGACUAUGUUUUGGCUGUGGAGACCUAUAACUCCAUCAUCCAAUAUGAACCUCACCAGAGAGUGCAGCUGCUCAGUGGUAUAGGACGCAUCUUCUUGCAGAUCGGAGAUGUAAAAACAGCAGAGAGGCACUUCCAGGAUGUGGAGAGAGCCUGCCAGAUGAAAGGGAGCCAGUCCAGUCACAUCACAUGCAUGCUGAUGAACAGGGCCUUUGUCUACCUCAGUCAGAACAAUUACGGUGAAGCUCAUGCAUCCUUCACUGAAGUCUUAAAAAUUGACCCUAAAAACCCUGUGGCCAACAACAACGCGGCAGUGUGCCUGCUGUACCUGGGCCAUUUGAAGGAGUCCCUGGGCCAGCUCGAGGGUCUAGUGCAGCAGGACCCCGCGCUCUACCUCCACGAGAGCGUCCUCUUCAACCUGACCACCAUGUACGAGCUGGAGUCGUCCCGCAGCACCCAGAAGAAGCAGGCUCUGCUGGAGGCCGUGGCCUGUCGAGAGGGCGACAGCUUCAACACACAGUGCCUCAAACUGGUCUAAAGAGGCAGGAGGUGGGACUGGGGGAGGACACACACCCACACACUACUGCUACUGUAAACCCCCGAGAAUAGAAUCCACCUACCGGCUCCUCUGAAACUCCCCAUAUCCCUAGUUCGAAGUUGCUUGUUUAAUCCGUACUGAAGCAAACGUGUGGAACGUUGCCGUUUUAAAGGGGUUUGUGUUGUAGACUAUUACUUGACCAGGCCCAGUGAUUUCAAGAGACUCAGUGACGUCAAUGCAAGACAUGGGACGACCGAGGGACCGCUACGACCUGCAAGGUGAGUCAUAUGACCAGCAGGGGUCGCUGUUAACAAGGUUAUCAUCACUACCGAAUCUGCUUGAGUGCUUAUGGCAUGGCUGUUCAAGCCAUUGUCAUAAUAUUAUCUUUGAGACCAUGCUGGCUGUGGGUUCGACAAUGUUUUAUACAUUUUUAUGUCACACUGGAUGUAUUACAGCAGGAAUUCACAUUUCGUUUAAAAAUGACUCUUUUCGGACCACUACAUUCCACUGUUCCUUUUCAUAACCAGUUAUCAAUAAUCAGACGCCGUGAGCAGAGGUGGUGAUUCACUCACUACAUCACACAAACAUGACAGAAUUUGAGGGAAGAUUCUUGGGUAAUAGAACUGUAAUAGAGAAACGUUUUUAAAAACGUAUUAAUCAGAAUUUAUGUCCCUAUGAUUAUUCUUGAUGGGAAUAUAUUUUUGUGCAGGGUCGUCUUGCUACAAGUCUUAAGCGUCACUAAUGAGCCCUUUCAUAUAUGAAACCUCUGCACUGAUUACAGUCACAUCAGUACUGCUUUAUUUAGAUCGAAUUGAAAGAAUGAAGAUAAAUGGCACAUUUAUUAACAAGCGUUGCCACAUUUACACCCUUUGCUGUUGAGUUUCACAUUUUGGACUCUGGUAUGAAGUUCUUCUUUAUUGCUUAUACUAAAAGUGGAUCGGUUACCAAGGCUACGAAAAGCUGGCCAAUGACAUCCAUCGAGUGACUCCUACCUUACAGGUCAUGGGACGUGGCGGUCCCUGAGAAGAAAUGGUCCGGCACUUGACGUGGGCAUUAUCCUAAGCUUCAGUGUGCUUCAAGUUUAAUGUCCUCUGUUCAUCAACACACGCCUGUAAUACUGGACUAACUAACCACUCAGUUUGAGGUGCAUGUUUUUUUUUUACCGGGUUUAUUAACAGUGAAGAUGAACACGUCCUUCAGAUUUCAUUGUGCCCUGUUUUCUUUACUAAAUCAUCAUGUAAGAUAUUAGGAAUCCAAGAGUGUAAACGGAGUAGAGCGAUUUGUUUAAAUUAUUGUAUCAAAAUGUUGUCUUGUUAAAUCUUUUAUUGAUUUGUUCCGGUUGAUCUUUAAUUAUCAUUGUUUACAAAUUGUGUUUAUCAUAUUUAUGUAUAUUAAAAAAGGCAUUGUUACAUAUACACAAAGCACAUAUUCAUUUUGUGUGUGUGUUUUCAAAAGUCUAAGUAUAAAAGUGCUUGUUAUCUCAUCAA